CUCCACCCACCUCCACCCACCUCCACCCUCUCCCCCUCCCGCGCUCCGUCCCUCUCUCCCAGGCUCUUGCUGACGAGCAUUUGUGACUUAAAAAACAACAUAGGUGAAUUGUGUCUCGUCGUUCAAGGGGAUUACAGAGUGCUACAGUCAUAUUUUACCAACACAAAAUUUGUCUUUAAUACUUUUUAAAAGGUUCCCCUUUUGGAGGCCCUGCUCCUGUGAUCUAUUUGGACCAGUUUCUCCAAGGGAAAGGUAAGACAGCCAAUUUUGGACAUGAUUUUCUUUAACUAUUAUGUGAUGCGACUGCAUUUGACUACAGUGACAGAUGAUUUAAAGGGAGAUCAAUAAUGCAAUACUGGUCUCUUGGAACCGUGGUGUCAGCGCAACGGGGAGUCGAAAAGCUGAGGUUUGAUUUUAGCGAUGCAGCACUUUGUACAUUAAACCCAUGUGCAUCUGUUUCAGGUUUCUGUCCGUUAGGGGUACACAGGUUUGGUUUUUUUGACGGUGCGUCUCGCUUGGAAAUCACUAAUGGACUUCUGCGCACGGUAGCUCUACAAGAAUCAAAAGCAUGCCGGUCCAAAAAUUUCAUAUCGUUUUAAGCAACAGAGAACAGUGUGAUAAUUUGCAGACAUAGGCGAAAUAAACUGGAGCAGUAAUUGGAGUAAAGUGUGACAUUUGGGAAGCAGCAAGGCGCGCGUAAAACGUGUCCAACUGUACUGAAAGCCAGACAACAAGUGUAACGCUAUUAAUAUGUGAACUCUUCGAUUAAUACCUUUCAGUCUAGUUUUGUGUUUUUGUUGCAACACAUGAUGGAGUGCCGGUGGUUGGUCUUCCUCUACUAUGUGCGUCAGUUGGAGACGCUGAGUUCUCUCCAUGAGUUUCCAGUCUGCGCGCAGUAGCACUUGAUCUCGGCAGAGGCGGACGAAAGGAAGAUGGCCAUCCACGCCGAGGGUCUCGUGGCUAUUGUGCUUUUCUAUGUUUUGAUUCUGUUCGUGGGGAUCUGGGCUGCGUGGAAGAAUAAGAACUCUGGAGUUGGCGAUGGAGGAGACCGGAGCGAGAGUAUCAUGGUCGGAGGAAGGGACAUAGGACUGUUCGUUGGUGGAUUCACAAUGACAGCCACCUGGGUGGGUGGGGGCUACAUAAAUGGGACUGCAGAAUAUGUCUACCUGCCGGACUACGGUCUCGCCUGGGCGCAGGCACCUUUUGGUUACGCUCUCAGCCUGGUAGUAGGUGGCCUUUUCUUUGCUAAACCCAUGCGGUCACGUGGAUACGUCACCAUGCUGGAUCCCUUCCAGCAUCUGUAUGGAAAAAGAAUGGGCGGGCUGCUCUUCAUCCCAGCACUUAUGGGAGAAAUCUUCUGGUCUGCAGCCAUUUUGUCUGCCUUGGGUGCCACUCUGAGUGUGAUCGUGGACAUAAACAUCAACAUGUCAGUGGUGAUCUCAGCACUGAUAGCGAUCUUCUACACCCUUGUUGGAGGACUUUACUCUGUCGCAUACACAGAUGUGGUUCAACUCUUCUGUAUCUUUCUGGGCUUGUGGAUCAGUGUGCCUUUUGCGCUGUCCAAUCCUGCUGUGUCAGACAUCAGUGUUUCAGCCAAGGAAGCAAUCUAUCAGUCUCCCUGGCUGGGGAAGAUUGAGCCUAAAGACAAAUGGCUCUGGGCAGACAACUUCUUUUUGCUGAUGUUGGGGGGGAUUCCCUGGCAGGUCUAUUUUCAACGGGUUCUUUCUGCCUCUUCAGCUACCUACGCUCAGGUCCUUUCCUUCCUUGCCGCCUUUGGUUGCUUGGUCAUGGCCGUCCCCUCGGUCCUCAUAGGAGCUAUAGGGGCUUCCACUGACUGGAACCAAACCACUUAUGGUUCCCUUCCUCCGAAGGAUAAGGAUGAAUCAGACAUGAUCCUUCCCAUAGUGCUCCAGCACCUCUGCCCUCCCUACGUCUCCUUCUUCGGUCUGGGUGCAGUGUCGGCUGCGGUCAUGUCUUCAGCAGACUCAUCCAUACUCUCAGCCAGCUCCAUGUUUGCCAGGAACAUCUAUCAGCUCGCCUUUCGCCAGUCGGCCUCAGAUGCUGAGAUUGUUUGGGUGAUGCGCCUCACCAUCUUUGUAUUUGGAGCUCUGGCUACUGCUAUGGCAUUGUUAACAGGAUCAGUAUACGGCCUGUGGUACCUGAGCUCUGACUUGGUCUACGUUAUCAUUUUCCCCCAACUUCUCAGUGUGUUGUUCAUCAAGGGCACCAAUACUUAUGGCUCUGUGGCUGGUUACAUCUUUGGUCUUUUGCUGCGCGUUGGUGGAGGGGAGCCCUACCUCAAACUCCCUCCAUUCAUCUAUUACCCAGGCUGGGUGACCCAAGAGAAGAUCCACCACCUCACUGGAGAUGUAGAAUACUUUGUCCAGCAGAGGUUCCCUUUCAAAUCUAUGUCCAUGGUGGCAUCCUUCCUGGCAAAUGUGGCCUUUUCUUAUCUGACAAAGUACCUAUUUGAAAGCGGGAUGCUGUCACACAAGUAUGACUUCCUGGAUGCUGUGGUGUCCAGGCAUAGCAAGGAGAUCAUGGACAAGACUACACUGGUAAGCAACCAUGAUAACAUAAUUCUUUCAGAGAUGGCUCCCGUCAGGCAGACCCUGGGACUUGCUGGGACCUUCAUCAAUACCGAGGCCCUCAGUGAUGACGGGGCAUCUAGUCCAGAGGCUUUUCAUGCUGACAACUAGUCAACAAAGGCACAAAGAAAACUAGAACCAAGGAAUGUGAAGAAGAAGGAACAGCCAAAGAGGUGUCAACAUUCUUCAGGAAACUUGCCACUGCCACACUGGGAGCCAAAUCAACUGAAAUCUGCUGUGGCUCUCAAGUGACUCCACAAGUUUGUUUUAGGAUGGUGAGGAGGGGCUUCCUUCUUUUUUGAGAUUCCUUGUUGAGAAACGGGAGACAAACUGAAUCUUAAUCAUCUGUGCAAAGCGUAUCAUACUUGUGUUUUUUAUCAUGACUCCGUGAAUCUACAACCACUACAACCAUUUUAAUUUAAGUGCUGCUUCAGCGAUCGGAGGAAAUGGACAUACAGUGGGCCUAUAUGGGAAAGUCUACACGGAUCGGUUGUGGGUCAUGAGAACAGUGCAAUAUCAAACCAAGGAACUGUGUACUGUCUACAAAGCCUAUUUUUCAUACUUUGAGUUUUAAAUUUGCAUAGAGUAAAUUUAUUAAUAGAGCAAUAAUAUUUUUAGGAUCUACGUUGUACAGAUAAGUACAUUAUAAUGAAUUUGCAGGUUACAGUCUUUGGUUUCACUUGAAGAAAAGCAGAUUUUUGCAUUCUCAAUUUUGUGUGUUCACCUUGCUCUUAAUCUUCCUGAUGUAAUCACUAAUUCCAGACACAAUAGGUGUUAAAUUGAACACUACACACCUCCACCAUGAUAUUACCAAAACCCCUGACUUGCCAAACAGAGGGAAACCCCUGAUAAUUGAUAUUGGAUUAUUAAACAAAAUCCCACACUGAAUUCAGUAACAAGAUUUUUGAAACAUUCACUGCCAACAUUUAUCAGAUUAAUUAUUCCUACCCUAUUCACAAAUUGCAACUCCAAUGUGGUUGUUGUAUAAUCAAGAUAAAACCAAACAAAACUGAUUCUUGGGCUCCAUGUUGGCAACACAACAAGCUAAAAACACAAAAAUGAGGACAGUAUGGCAAACGUGGGUAAAAUAAAAAGGUUAUGUAAACACUGAGCAGAUAUGGAGCAACGUUUGCAUUCAUUUGAAAUGUGCAUCCAUCUGAUUACAAUAAGUCCAAUUUGCAAUUUCUUUUAGCACUCUUUUGGCAUCCACCAGUUCCUGGGGGAAGUAUCCUGUUCUUUUGCAACUAAAUGCUCAUACUUAAGAUGUCAUGAAUUUUGGCAGGUAGUGUACAGUACAUUUAUCAAGGGUUUCCAGUCCUCAUUCAUGAAAGUUGCUGAGAUAGUUGUGGUGAGAGAGUAAAGUUAUCAGAAAACCAAAACAGUGAACUGAAAGACACUAAGGGUACGUUCAUGCUUCUGUGUCUGUUCUCUUGGUUCAGAACAAAGCAGAAAUUGUACUAUUAAUUUCUGGUUUCCUUACUGUUCAAACUAGUAUUUUAAGCAUUGAACUAAAAAAUACAAAACAAAAGACAUAUGGACUAAAUGUGCUUGCUGGAUUUCAGUAUAUAAGGUUGUAUUUUUACCAGCUGAAAACUCAGAAAAGAGCUGUUAAAAUGUACAAAGGAACUGACACAGUGCCAAGAAUUCCUCGGUGGUUCUGCCGCUUGUACCAAAUUGUAAUGGUAAGAUAGUACCAUUGACAAGAAGAACCAGUUUUGCUUGAGUAUUCAGUUCUUUCUGGGUUCAUUUUGACAUCCUUGGUCCAUGAUACAGUCAUAGUUCAGUGAAAGUAACUGACGGAGUUGUUCAGGGGAUUUUGGUCCAUAUGAUUGGUGUGUACCAAGGUUCAGCUGGCAGCAUUCAUACUUGUUUAAAUAAACCCCAUUAACAAAGCAAGAGUUCAAACCUGAGUGUGAACGCACCCUAAGUCUCUUUGUAGAGCAGGAGGGAGCUGCAGAGUUGGGUGCUAAUUAUCUGUAGUCAUUGGUCAUUUAAUCAAAUGUUUGAUACAAAAAUCGAUCCGUGUAUCUUAAGGAAAAGGUAUUGGUUAAACAUAUUGUGCUAUCAUAAGCUUCAAACUUUUACCACUAUAGGUUUACACUGAAUGAAGUAUACGUACUGCAGAACUGUCUUGAAUGAAUGAAAUCACACAAGAGCUUCAAUUUUUACGAAACACCACCCUGAUGUAGUGAAAUUUAAAUAUCCAAUAUAAAACAUACCAUAGAUUUUCUUAGACUUUCAAAAGUUUAUUCUUUUUGUUUGUUUGUUUGUUUUUCUGUGUACCUUCCAGGCAGCCAUUUGCUUCCAUUCAUUUCCAUACAAUAUGGAUGUCAAUUUGCAAUCUUUGUUUCUGUCAAACUCAAGGUGGUAAAAUAUCUUUAGGUUACUGCACAUUUACAACUGCAUUACAACUUCAUUACACUGACAACAAUAAAAGCACACAUGGCUUUCGUUUUGCAAGCAGAUUUCACAAAUCAAUGGAAACCAAUGGCUGCCUGGAAUACAUAGGAACUAUGAAAAGUCUAAAAUAUAGAAAAUGACAGGAAGCUUUGAAAGUGAUCAGUGCAGAACAGGGUACUUCACUGAUAUUGUGGUCUUUUAGCAUGAUCUGACAGAAGCUAAUUUGAAAUAUGUGUGUAUGUGGGGGUAUGUGUGUGUCUAUGACAGUUUGUUUGCUCAUCCUAAAGCUGUAUUGACUGGCCAGCCACAGCAGGUUAGCGGAGACAGGAAAUGAUUGUUCCUCCCAGGAUGGUGUUAGUAGCACCGGCCAUUAUCGAUCCAGUCCCCAGUCGAUUAGCCCUCAGGACAUUUGAUUAAUGCCGCACAGAGUUUCCAAAAGAUGGUUUAUAAGGGUUUGUUACAGUGUGUUAUACACAGAGAUGAAAGUUGAAUUGUUGUUACUGACUGAGCACCAUCAUACAUUUUCCAACAUUAGUUCUUAGACUGUCACACAUCUGGGUGUGUAAACUACCAGACACACUGCUGCCCUGCAUUAGGAAAAUCAAAUAAAUGAGUUGUCACUUUAUACUGUGAUUUUUGGCAUUGUUAAGUGUUACUAUUGUCCAGUUGACUUCAUCGUGUUUAUCUCUCCUCAGCACUGUUGUGGUUUGUUGGUGUCUUUUUUAAUCUAUGGACUUGCCUUAAAUCAAAUGUCAGUGGUGGAAAAACGAGCAGGUUACGAACACAGUUGCAAGAGUGACAAAUAUUUUUUUGCUGUUAGAUAAGGCUGGUAAUAUUUUGGAUUCCAUUUAUUGUCAACAAUUAUUACCAGUUAAGACCAAAACUAAAAAUGUUUUAGUCUGUCUCGGUAUUCUAAGACUUCUAUGCCCCAUCAACUGUGAACACGUUUGAUAUAUUCCUGAAGAUUUAAAUCUCGCAAAGGUCAUUAGAGCAUGUAGUCUCAUUUUCAGUUUCAGCAAAAUGUUAUGAGUAAAUGGUGCAUUUGUUAUGGCCUUUUUCUUUCUGCUGAUUAAUACACAUGUUGAGAAUUCACUGCAGUGGAAUGACAUUCGUGGCCUCAACACAAACUAAACCAUAGUGUCGACGUUCCUUGUCCAAAAAAUGAGAAUGUCAUGAAAUGGACCUAUCUUUGUAUGUUUGCUCUUCUCUGUGGCUUCGGAGAGACUUGUUAUAGGAUCUUGUCAUUGAUGAUUUUGGUCUUUUCUUGGGAUUUGGUAAUGAUAUGAAAAAUCUAGAAUAAAACCAACCUAAAUCCUUAAAGGAAGCAGCAUGGCCUUGUAGUUAGUGUAGCCCAGAGCUAGAGAGUGAAGGGGAUUUGAUUUAUGUAGCCAUAUCUGCUAGGUACUGUAAGACACUAAAUCCUGACCUGACCCUACCCCGUUGUGGGAUGGAUGAUGUACCACCAAUAUUACUUCAGCUUCACACAGAACGGACUGACUGCUGGUCUGAUAAUAUGCAAAGUGUUAGGCAACCUCACUGGAGUUAAAUGUGAAUGUAAACGUUCCUCCUUGUUACAGUAGCUGAGUGUGUCAUAGCCUAGGUUCAUCCACUGACCUGAACACACACACAGAAAAGAAUCAGUGUCGGCUGUUGGACUGACACAUUUGUGGCUCUAUGUCGUAAAUAACAAUGAUGCUGUAUUUUUGUGUGAUAAAUGUAUAUACCAAAAAACAAAAGCAUAGGAACAAAUUAGUCUACUUUUAAAUGCAGCAUUGGAAAUGAUGUUUGUUGACAGUGAAAUCACAGCUAUUUAUUUAUUCAUGCAGUGUCUAUAAGAGUAUAGUUGUAAACAUGUGAGGUGAGUUGAAUAAAUUAUAUUAAUUUA
Molecule: messenger RNA, 6873 nt
Organism: Amphiprion ocellaris (clown anemonefish)
Lineage: Eukaryota; Metazoa; Chordata; Actinopteri; Pomacentridae
Product: high-affinity choline transporter 1-like
Exons: 9
Coding region: 933-2699 (588 amino acids)
Biological process (GO): synaptic transmission, cholinergic; transmembrane transport; choline transport
Cellular component (GO): synapse; dendrite; perikaryon
Molecular function (GO): choline:sodium symporter activity
Source: RefSeq, a predicted model, not a curated record